Molecule: messenger RNA, 2493 nt
Organism: Parnassius mnemosyne (clouded apollo)
Lineage: Eukaryota; Metazoa; Arthropoda; Insecta; Lepidoptera; Papilionidae
Source: the annotation of a GenBank genome assembly
AUGGUUAGUUGUAGCAUUUUAGGAUGCAACAGCAUCAGUCAACGAAAGAGUGAUAAUAUUACCUUUCAUCGCUUUCCUAAGGAAUCAGCUAUCCGUAAUUGUUGGAUAAUUGCUACCGGUCGUGAUAAUUGGCAACCAACAAAACAUAGCCGGGUAUGCUCAAAACAUUUUGAACCACAUUGUUUUAGGCGGACUAAAUGUUUAACGUUGCUUAGUUUGAGAUCCAUUCCAAAGCUCUAUGUACAUCCUCAGUUGGAAAGUCCAGUAGAGACUUCGCCGCGCAAACGAAAAUUACAGUAUAAAUUGCUACAAAAAACAAAUUUAACAAAUAAACAAAAGAAAAAAAUUGCUGUGCUUCGUUCAAAAUCAUGGCGAUUACAAAAAAAGAACGCCAAUCUUUCAUCGGUGAUAGAAGUCUUAAAAGCUGAAUCACUUAUAAAUCAAGAAACUGCUGAUGCAUUAGCAUCAAUAGAUCCCAUAAAUAAGGAUAUUUUGAAAAGAGUAGCAGGCAUUUCGUCGUGCAAAAAAUACUCUCCAGUAUUAAGAAAAUUUGCCUUGACUCUACACUUCAUAAGUCCUAGAGCUUACGACUUCGUGCGAAAAAGUUUUAAUACUUGUUUGCCGCACCCACAGACAUUGACACGCUGGUAUCAAUGCGUCGAUGGAGAACCUGGUUUUACAAAGGAAUCUUUGGAUGCACUUAAGCUCCUAGUAAAAAAUUCUUCAAAACAAUUAUAUGCCGCUCUUUGCUUCGAUGAGAUGGCGAUCCGUAAACAUGUCGAGUGGGACGGAGAAAAUUAUAUUGGUUUUGCUAAUACUGGAAAUAAUGUAGAAAAUGAUGAAUUGCCGAUUGCCAAGGAAGCAUUGACAUUUAUGUUGACCUUCGUCAACGGCACUUGGAAAAUACCAAUAGGUUAUUUUAACAUCAAUAGCAUCACUGCAGAACAAAAGGCUGCUCUUGUCAAACACUGUAUUGACCUUGUAGAAGGCUGUGGCAUCAAUUUAAUAUCUGUAACGUUUGACGGAUGCGCCGCCAAUUUUUCUAUGGCUAAAGUUUUGGGAUGCAAGUUAGAUGGAGAUGCUAAUAAUUUUGAUACUUCAUUUUAUCAUAAUGGAAAAAAAGUUGUUAUAUUUCUAGAUCCUUCGCACAUGAUAAAAUUAGUACGGAAUGCUCUAGGUGACAAAAAUAUAUUAAUUUCUGCUGAGGGUGAGAUAAUAUCCUGGGACUAUGUAAAACGUCUUGUUGAUUUACAAGAAAAUGAAGGCUUUCAUCUGGGUAAUAAAUUAUCAAAAAAUCGUAUAAAUUUCCGAAAACAAAUUAUGAAAGUUAAGCUGGCUGUUCAAGUUUUUAGUGAAUCUGUUGCAGAUGCCCUUGAAUUUUGCAGGGACAACUUGAACUUAAAUGAAUUUUCAGAUUGUGGUGGAACAGUUAAAUUUAUCCGAAAUAUCAAUGCCUUAUUUGAUGUGAUGAAUUCUCGAAAUUUAAAAGCGUUUGGAUACAAGCAACCAAUUUCUGAAAAAAAUAUUGAUCAUAUACAAACUUUUUUAAAUGAUCUGUAUGAUUAUAUAAAAAAUUUGAAGUAUGAAGAUAGUCUUAUUUUGUAUUCUCAGAGAAAGACAGGUUUUUUUGGUUUUCUAUUAUGUAUCAAAAGCUUAUUUUCUCUCUAUGAAAAUUACGUCCAACCAAAAAAAAUACAAUUUCUUUGUACAUACAAGCUAAGUCAAGACCACAUAGAAUGUUUUUUUAGUGCCAUCCGAGCAAAGGGUGGUUACAAUAAUAAUCCUACUGCGCGUCAGUUUAAAGCGGCUUAUAAAAGAAUGCUUGUCCACGGAGAGUUAAAACACAUCACAACAGGUAAUUGUGUUGCUUUGGAUGAUAUAAAUAUUUUGACUGCUACACGACCAGAAAUAGCAUUGAAUGCCACUACUAUUGGAAAUCGUUGUAUUGAGUCGGAAACCGCCACUGAAGGAAAUUACUCUACAGUUGUACCAAGUGAUCACGAUUAUGUUAUGGAUCCUACCAUCUUAACUGAAUUUUCACGACAAGUCAUAACUUAUAUAGCGGGAUUCGUUGUUCAUAAAAUGCAGUCAGAAAUAAAAUGUUUUAAGUGUUUAGAUGCUCUUGUUAGUCCGGAGCCAUAUAAAAGCUUACAGUUAAAAAAAGAUAAAGGGGGAUUACAUUAUCCAUCCAAAGAAGUGGUUUUAAUUUGUGAAAUUGCAGAAAAAAUAUACCGAACUAAUAAACCGUUCGGGAAAAAAAAUUCAAUGCACUAUAUUUUGCAGCAAUGUCUUAAAAAAUGUUUACAUUUAAAAUUAUUUUCAGAUGAACACUUCACCGAAAGAGUUAUAUAUAAUCAUUACCCUCUUUUAAUUAAGUGUAUUUCAAAACAUUACUUGAACGCUCGCAUACACUAUGCUACAAAAAAAAUUGUUGAAAGUGGCGAGAAAAUUAGGAAUUUUUACACAAAAUUAAUUAUAUUUAAAGGGCAAUGA